GUCUGGAAAUGUUCCGAACCGACGGUUCCGAAUCGACGGUCCCCCGUGGCGCACACUAGCUGAGGCCGAGAACGUUUGUCGACCGUUGGAACGGAGUGACUUGGAACUGAAGCCGAACAAUCAUUCUCGUUCCUUCCUCAGCACGAAUCUUCCAAUAGACAGGAAAAUCAACGCAUCACUGACAAGUUUCCCAGGAGGCUGUUAGCUAUCUUUACCAAGUCAAAGCCCAAUUCGUCGAUCAGCCGGAUAUCUAUAAUAUGUUCCUCUACCUCUUGAAAGAUUAUGAGAGUAAAGUAAUUGACAUUCCUAGCCUCAUUAACCCUACAUCAGAAUUGUUUGCUGGACAUCCGAGCCUCGUACGAAGAUUUAGUACAUUCUUGCCUCAGGGAUACCAAAUUGAAUGCAGCGCUAGCAAUGAUCCAAAUACCAUCUGCGCCACUGACUGUUCUGUCGCAAAUAACGCAUCAACGCCGACACAAACUGCACAAGGUGCCAGUAUCAAUGGUGCUGCGCCUCAGCAGCCAGAUGCUUCGAAAGAUGAUAAGUCAUUGGACUUUUCGACGGCGAUGGGCCCAUGGAGCACGAGCAUGCCAGCCCCUCAAAUGCUCGCCAUAUUAAUACAGCCGCCAGAACUCACUCGGCAGAAAAUAGAACUGUUUCCCCCCAUCGUGGUACAGCUGUUGCAGCCCGAGGACAUGCCAAACGCCUGGGCUAUCGCGACGCUGCUCAGCAAUGGCACAGAUGUUACAGAUCAGCUCGGAGGAGAACUUAUUCAGUCUCCCAUUGACGGAGCCUUUCGUUUCCCUGGGCUGUCGGUUCAUGGAGAAGGAGUAUAUUGCGUCAGGAUAUGCCUAUAUCAAAUGGAUUCCGACUCUUGUCCUAAAGGUGUUGCUCAGGUCGGGUGUGUGGAUAGCAAUGAUAUCAUUAUAGCACCUCGACCUGACUUCGUGGCAAUCAGUCGAUCCAUUGGGGAUGUUACAACUGCUCAAGUCUCAGCAUGGCCGCGCCUUCGAGAACUAGAGAUUGUGAUAAUGUUUUGAUCCGCAAUUGCCAGCGUCAAUUGACUUGAAUACACUAUCGUAUUGCUCGAACUGAGGACGAGCACCAAUGUGAGGAGUUGGAGGGAUAAGCACCAUCAAAGUAGUUACUGUAACGUAACAGGCUUAUGUAUUCAUUAUCUAUAGAUCUAGAAGCAUAACUUGGGUUUGCAGCUUUGCUUGCUGGCAACAUAUAAAGCGGGAGAUAAUUCAAAAAUAACAGAAGAGUUCCAAGUUUCAAACCAUCUUAACCA
This is a messenger RNA of Pseudogymnoascus destructans, 1291 nucleotides long. RefSeq lists its product as uncharacterized. The record is from RefSeq and is a predicted model, not a curated record. The transcript has 2 exons. Gene Ontology annotation, biological process: negative regulation of transcription by RNA polymerase II. Lineage: Eukaryota; Fungi; Ascomycota; Leotiomycetes; Thelebolales; Thelebolaceae. Gene Ontology annotation, molecular function: transcription corepressor activity. Gene Ontology annotation, cellular component: Sin3-type complex; chromatin. The coding region runs from base 258 to 1040 and encodes 260 amino acids.